Messenger RNA from Oncorhynchus kisutch (coho salmon), 7861 nucleotides. RefSeq names its product cadherin-4. Gene Ontology annotation, cellular component: adherens junction; plasma membrane; catenin complex. The transcript has 17 exons. Gene Ontology annotation, biological process: cell migration; cell-cell junction assembly; calcium-dependent cell-cell adhesion. The record is from RefSeq and is a predicted model, not a curated record. Gene Ontology annotation, molecular function: beta-catenin binding; calcium ion binding; cadherin binding. Bases 48 to 2858 code for a protein of 936 amino acids. NCBI's taxonomy places the organism in Eukaryota, Metazoa, Chordata, Actinopteri, Salmoniformes, Salmonidae.
GUUGUGUCGCCUUUUCUAGCUCAAGCAGCCUCUGCUUGCUUGCAACGAUGAAAACCUCUCUCGUUCUCUUGCUGACAUCAGCCUUACAACAUGCCGCGUUUUGGGAGACUAAUGGAGACCUCGUGUCCAAAGCCCCCUGCAGACCCGGCUUCUCGCAAAGUUCCUACUCUGUGCUCAUUUCAAGGGAUGUACUGCAAAGCCAGAGCAUAAUUAAAGAUACCACCGUGUCAUCGCGGAAAGUGAGGUUUGAUGACUGUAUGGAGAACGAGGGGGUGGUCUUUCAGAGCGGUGACGCCAGGUUCAGCGUUGGGACCGAUGGGUCCAUCUACACCCAGAGAGAGGUGGCAGGCCUGAGCGGACCGGUCCAGUUCACGGUCACUGCCAGCGGUCCACACACACACGUGUGGGAGACAACGGUCAAACUGGCCCUGACGGGGCAACCCACACCCUCACCGCCGGGCAAUCAGAUCAGAGUGGAACAGGGGAAAGAAGGGGAGAGGAAAGAGGAAGAGGAGGUCAAAGCAUCACCAGAGUUCCAGGCCCCACCCACCGUCAUCAUGUUUCCCAGGCAACGGGAGAUGAGCUCCAAGGUACUGCGGAGACAGAAGAGAGACUGGGUCAUUCCGCCAAUCAACGUGCCUGAAAACUCCAGAGGGCCCUUCCCACAGAUGCUCGUCAGCAUCCGUUCGGACCAGGACCGUAACAUCUCCAUCCGGUACAGCAUCACGGGGGUGGGAGCGGACCAGCCACCCAAUGAGGUGUUCAGUAUCGACCCUGUCGCCGGGAAGAUGUUCGUCACCAAACCCCUGGACCGAGAGAAGAGAUCGUCGUACCAUCUUCGUGCCCAUGCAGUGAACAUGAAUGGUGAGCGGGUGGAGAGCCCCAUAGACCUGUACAUCUAUGUCAUAGACAUGAACGACAACCGGCCUGAAUUCAAGAACCAGGUCUACAACGGCUCUGUGGAUGAGGGCUCCAAGCCAGGUACAUUUGUGAUGCACCUGGCAGCCUUCGAUAAUGACGACAACACCACGGCCAAUGGGAUGGUGCGCUACCGGAUCCUGUCCCAGACGCCACACAGCCCCAUCCCCAACAUGUUCACCAUCAACAGCGAGACUGGAGACAUCGUCACCGUGGCAGCAGGCCUCGACCGCGAGAAAGUGUCCCAGUACAGCAUCAUAGUCCAGGCCACGGACAUGGAGGGCAACCUAAACUUUGGCCUGUCUAACACGGCCACCGCCAUCAUCUCUGUCACAGACAUCAACGACAACCCGCCGGAGCUCACCUCCAGAACCUUUUCAGGGGAGGUCCCAGAGAACCGGGUCAAUGUUGUGGUUGCCAACCUGACCGUGAUUGACCGGGAUCAGCCACACUCGCCCAACUGGAAUGCCGUGUACAGGAUCAUCAGCGGAGACCCGAUAGGUCACUUCACCAUCAUCACCGACCAACACACCAACGACGGCAUGGUUACCGUAGUGAAGCCGGUGGACUUUGAGCAGAACAGAGCCUUCAUGCUGACGGUGGUGGUCAACAACCAGGCCCCGCUGGCAAGUGGGAUCCAGUCGUCCCUCCAGUCCACAUCUGGGGUCACCAUCUCUGUGGUAGACAUCAACGAACCGCCCUACUUCCCUACUAACCCCAAGUCCAUCCGCUUUGAGGAGGGCGUCCCCGCUGGCACCUCUCUCACCACAUUCUCAGCCAGCGACCCUGACCGUUUCAUGCAGCAGAGCAUCAGGUAUUCUAAACUGGCCGACCCAGCUGACUGGCUGUCCAUCAACAACACCAACGGUCAGAUCAUCACCACGGCAACCCUGGACAGAGAGUCCAUCUACGUCAAAAACAACAUUUAUGAAGCCACCUUCCUCGCGGUUGACAAUGGCUCUCCCAUGGCCAGUGGUACAGGGACCCUGCAGAUCUAUCUGAUAGAUGUGAAUGACAACGCUCCGUCUCUGCUGCCCCGCGAGUCUCAGAUUUGUGAGCGCAUCAACCGUAACGCCGGCAUCAACAUCACGGCUGCAGACACAGACACGGACCCCAACGUAGGCCCUUUCGUCUUCGAGCUGCCCACGUUCCCCGCUAGCAUACGACGUAACUGGACAGUGUCACGUCUCAACGGUGACUAUGCCCGGUUGAGUUUACGGACCCAGUAUCUGGAGCCGGGGGUGUAUGAGGUGCCUGUGAUUGUGACCGAUUCGGGGAACCCUCCCCUCUCCAACAGGUCCAUUAUUAAGGUCAAGGUGUGUCCAUGUGAUGAGAACGGAGACUGCACCCUUGUCGGGGCUGUGGCUGCCGCUGGACUUGGGACUGGAGCCAUCAUAGCCAUUCUCAUCUGUAUCAUCAUACUGCUCAGUAUGGUGCUAGUGUUUGUAUUGUGGAUGAAGCGCAGAGAGAAGGAGAGACAGACCAAACAGCUGCUGAUUGACCCGGAGGACGAUGUCAGAGAUAACAUCCUGAAAUACGAUGAGGAGGGAGGGGGAGAGGAGGACCAGGACUAUGACCUGAGCCAGCUGCAGCAGCCUGACUCCUUGGAGCACAUCAUCAGUAAGCCCCCGGGGGUACGGAGGGUGGACGAGCGCCCCAUCAUCCCUGAGUCCCAGUACCCCAUUCGACCGGUGGUCCCCCACCCUGGGGACAUCGGGGACUUCAUCAAUGAGGGUCUGCGGGCGGCAGACAAUGACCCCACGGCCCCUCCCUAUGACUCCCUCCUGGUGUUUGACUACGAGGGCAGCGGCUCUACGGUCGGCUCCGUCAGCUCCCUCAACUCCUCCAGCACAGGGGACCAGGACUACGACUACCUCAACGACUGGGGCCCCCGCUUCAAGAAGCUAGCCGACAUGUACGGGGGAGGGGACGACGAAUAGGGCCACAGGGGGGCCUCGUUAAAGAUCCACACACCCAGCUGGACCCCCCUCCGCUGGUCUGCCAUGCUCUCUCUGUCUCUCCAACCUUGGAGACACGCACACACACACACCACACACACCAACGCACACCACACACACCAACACACACAACAAUAUACACCACACACGGCAGUACACAUUACACACGACAAUACACACCACACCCGACAAUACACACCUCACACACACACACACACACAAACCAACUGAACUGACCUAGCAACUGACCAAUCAAUCAAGCAACCGCCAUAGUGAACUGUGCAGUGAGGCAGCUUUGUCCUUCUGUACUGUAUUGUACUGUACUGAGCCCUCUCCUGCUCCAAGGUGUGUGGGGGGGAAGGGGGUAGAUUUUUGGGGUUGGCUACUUUUGUUUUAUGUUAUUUAGAAAAUGUUUGAUUAUGUCAUGGUGUCCUCACUGUCCUUAAAUGCAAGCUAUUUCCUGGUGUUUGGAGGCCAUUGGCUUUCUAUUUCCCCCAUCAGCCCCCAGCCUGUCCCUUUGCAGAUAGAUUGAGGUGCAUAUUGCGUGACGGGGAAGAAAAGAAUAAAGAAACACAGAAAGUCAACUCCUUCCUCUGCGUGGAAGGCCCUGGUUUAAUCUCUCUGAACUUGAAUUCCAUAGAACAGAAGCACUGUUGUUUCAGAAGUGCCUUCAGUGGUGCGUAUUUUUUGCUGACUCCCGCUAACUCAGGAUUGGUGGCCAUUUUCUGGGCUAACGUGCACCCCGUCCUCCCCCUGUCCCCUAAUUACCCCUCACCUUUCAAUUGUGACAUUCCCAUCCCUUUUCCUGUGUCAUGUCCAUCACCCUGCAAUGGAACACGGGCAGAUGCAGUAUAAGUUGCAGAGGGGAUUUGCCUUUGGGGGUGAGGGGGUAUCAUUGGUGUGAAUUUCGGAGAGGGAGUGCUCUGUACAAAGACAGACAGUAUAUCUCCUUAGGUGAAGGACAAAUCUUUCCUUUACAAUCUGGUACAUCUGAGCUUCUAAUGCACAGCCAUCGCCUGUGUGACAAUAGGAAUCAUCCCACUGACACAGAAUGGGACUGUGUCGUUAGACAACAUGUAUUUACUGUAUUCGAACAGUGUGUGCCCUCUGAGAGCAGUUGAGUUUGGAUGGUUUUGUGACUUUGUGGUUUUGAGUUCGGAUUACUUUGCACUUUUGACUAAGUGAGGCUGUGUGAGUUAGGGAUAGAGGGAUGACGAGUCAUUUUUAACGUGAAAGAAAUUCAUCCAUAGGAGGUUUUUUUUUCUUUUCCUAGUCUCUAUUCUUAGAUGAAGGAUAUGGGUGGGUUGCAUGGUUCUGUCCCCCGUUUCCAAAUGUUGUCAACUUGGCACUAGUUGUCUUGUGGUCUUGUUGGUCAAUGUGGUGAGGAAAACUAUAUAAACUGUAAAAAGAUGAGAAAAAGGGUGUAAAAGUAGAUAUUUUUUAAAGUAUUAGUAUAAACCGUUUGUGCUCCAUUUCUGCUGGCAUUGCUGGCAGAGAAGACAAAUUGUGAGACCCAAAGUUUCAAGCUUCGACUUUUUUCGGUGUGCUGAUUCACUGUUGUGUCUUGACACACUUUUGAUAUACCAUCUCUGAUGCUGGUCCCCGUCGCAGCAACAGAGAGAGCGAGAGAGAGCUGAGAUUCUGUCGGGGACUUAGCAAGCACCACAAUCUGUCUCUCCUCAGACACUUUCAUUCAUUUGAAAUGCAAGAGGUUUUGAAAACAUGUAGGAGAAAAUGUGUCUGUUGCAAACUUUUUUGGGGGGGAAAGAGCGAUGGAGAAGAACUGCACUUUACCAAAACAGGGUUUAAUAGUGCUAAACAUUUCACUUUUUAGAGAAGAAGGUGCAUAUGAGGAACAUACAUUUUAUUGUCUUUUGUGAAAACACCCCUACCCAACAUUCCUAUGAUAUACAGUACAUUUCCCCCGGUUAUACAAGUUGUUUCUCACUCACACACAGGCAGAAGUCCUUUUGUAAAUGAGCUUUCACAUAGUGUUCCCAGUUGAGGAGAUGCUGAAGAAAUCAACACAGCUUCUCUCACACUGCCCGUUCACACCGUCCACUCCUUCUCUCGGCAGUUUAACCGAGUCCAUCGGAUUGUUUUGCUCUAUCAAAAAUGUCAGCUGAGUUCAAUGUAAUUUCAGCUGAGAUUUACACUUGAGAGAAAUGUGGUUUCUAUAUGUAGAGAUACUUCUCUCUCCCCAAGCUCUUUCUCUCUAAUGGUGGAUUUGAUAGAAAUUGGGCAGGGUUAUAUAUUUAAUUCAUCCUCCAGUUACCCUUCGUAAUAAAGAGGAUGAUGGAUCCUUCCAGGUAGUCUCCUUGACAGAGAGCGAGAGAGAGAGAGCCUUUAAACUCCUAGAUAAGAUAUGAGGAGAGAAGAGGACUCUCAGCGUCCCAUGCACUUCCUCCCAGCAUUCCCUUCUCUAUCAGGUCUUUACACACUACAUCCAGCAUCUCUUCGUCACAUCUUCCUCUGGAGAAAAAAGAUAUGUACAGUAUGCCUUACAGAGAGGGGAGGGGAGUGGAAUGGAGGGAGGGAGGGGGGGAUAGGGGCAGAGAGGUGGGAGGAAGAAAAAUGAUAGGAAGGGCACUGAAAGGGGGAGUAGGACAUAUAUGGGCUGUUGAAUAACAGUGAGUUGGACCCCAAACCCACCUGAUGUAGAGUGACAGGGCAUCAGUGGGUAUGAACUUUGACCCUCUGGUCCUGCUGUGUACUGACAAUGCCUUUGGAUGGUGACAUACACAGAAACAGGAAGCGGUAUUUAGGGUUUCCACCUUACCACUCGCCAUCACAAAGUAGGAUUAGUGCUCCUCUCUUCACUAAAGCUUAGCUCAAUGCACUUACGCACACACACACACACACACACACACACACACACACACACACACACACACACACACACACACACACACACACACACACACACACACACACACACACACACACACACACACGCACGCACAUACACAUUGCACAGCUGUUGCUGUUCAUGAUUAUCUCCGACAUAUAAAUGUUGUACAUAAACGUUUCUUUUUUACACAUUCUGUUGUUUUGUACAUUUGUUCUCUUUAUAUUCUUCACCCUGUGUUUUGUUUUGUUUGCUGUUCGACAAGUAGCCUACCGAGCCUGCUCGCAAGCUUCAGAUCGCCGCAAAGGCCAUUUGCGUUCACUGAAGAUUCAAAGAGACUCAUACGCUCACAGCCAUACUUGUUUAUGUGGGUGUCGCUGUUCAAGGUUGGCGUCAUUAUUACAUCACACGACGUCCUCCUAUAUAUAUUUGCACUCACCCUCUCUGGGCAUCACCCUGCAUGUCAACCCAUACCGAUAAGGCCUCCUUGCUAUGCCCCACCCGAGAGAGUCCAGCCUGGCUGAAGGCCAGAGAGCAUUCAGAAAGACAUGUUUUAUGACUGCCUGAUGGUCCCUCAAGUCUGUCAAAUAUACACCUGCAUGGGUGGCAGCGAACAGAGAGGAGACCCAAGGCACUUCAUGUUCCCACUUUACAUAAGGCUGCUGUCAUAAGCACUACAUAGCAUCAUCACGUAAAUAGGCUGCUGCCUGUCAUAGUGAAUGUGUCAUUAUCCAGGAGUUAUUAGUGAGAUAAAUGAAGCCGUGCCAUUCCAACGCUAUGAGGGGAUGAGAGGGAAGCCAGGGAGGGGUGAAAUUAAGGUUUUGGAUAAACGAAGGCUUGAAUUGGAGGUUUGAAGGUUGUACUUGUAAAUAUGCAACGGUGGUUGUGGUUGGGGUGAAUGGAUGAUAUUGGUGUGACAAUGACACUCACAGGGGAACUGGGAUCAGGAUGUAUGGAUUUGCGCAUCCACGUCUUAGUUUGGCAUAUUGAAGCAGGAGCUCGCGGGAGGCUAAAGUAUACAAAUCAAUUCUUUGAGACAAAAGCUUGGGAUGAAUGCUAUAGUGGGAGGAAUGCAGUAUGUUUAGCUUCUGCAGAUGUAUUUCAGACCAGCCAUUUAGUAUCUGUGUGUACGGCUUGGCCCUACUCUACAGCAUACACUCCCUUUACCAUAAGGCCUGCACACAAGCAGUCAAGUCUGUCUGUCCGUGUCCGUUUGUCCCCUAGAUAGAAGUGGUCAUCUUCUGUUAGCCUUUGAACGGUUACCCCCACCGGAGGAACAUAGAUCCGGAAAGCUCUCCCCAAUCCAUGGGGUGUUCUGCACUCGAUCCAACUGCAGGAGACUCCCAACAAGUUAGUUACAGUGCUCGACGUAGCCUUCACUUUCACCAGGAACGCACAGAAACAUGACAGUGUCUGAGUCUCAAAUGGCCCCUUGUUCUCCAUAUAGUACACUGCCGUGGUUGAAAGUAAUGCACUAUAAGGGACAGGAUACGAUUUGAGACGCAACCAAUGUCGCAUUGGAGUCGCCCCGGUGUUGCUCACGUCUGAGUGUACAUAAUGUAGUAAUUUGCUUGAAGCUAAUCGGAUCAAGUUAGGCAACAUAUAACUGUACAAUUUGAGCUUUUUUUGCAUGUGUCUUUUUAUAAUGGGCAGAAGAAGAAUUGUAACAGUUAUCAUAAAGAUCCAUUUUAACGCGUGUAGCAGCCCGCAUGACCGAGGUUGCGGUCCAGAAGAACUUCUGGUGUGUACCAUACUCACAUAAACUCAAAUGGAGAAAAAAAAAUGACAUGGAAAACAAUCUAAAAUGCUUUUAAAAAAUAAUAAAAAACACGAAAGAAUAAUUGCACAGUUAUCAAGGUAAGAUACUUUUUUUUGUAAACUGUCAACAGCACAACUAUUUUGUAUUGUUGUUUGUACCAUUUUGUAUGAAAAAAAGGGGAAAAAAACUUGAAGAAAAAAAAGGGAAAGAGUGUGUUGUUUUAAGCGUGUGUUUCUAGUGCCACUGCGAUCUUGGUUUCCAAAUACAGUACAGUACAUACGCAGCCUUGCAGAUAAACCUUGUAAUAUAGAUGCUGAGUUGGCGACUCCACGUCAGCGCCCCCUGUGUUAUAAAUAAAGUUUCCCCCUCCUUAUGCAA